GCAGUUGAUAUGAAUCUGGCUGGGAGUCCCAAAGACUCAGAACUGAACAUAGACGUUCAUAUCGACCUAACACAGUUUUAGUUUUUAUUUCAUUUUUGUCUCAUAUUUUUUUUUUACAUUAGCUGUACAUUUGUGUAUAUAGAUAUUAUUUUAUAUUUUUAUACAAGUCAACAAGAUGGAACUUAAUUCUCUUUUAAUUCUCCUGGAGGCUGCAGAAUACUUGGAAAGAAGAGACAGAGAAGCAGAACAUGGUUACGCGUCUGUUUUACCGUACAAUAGCGACUUUUCCCGAAAGAAAACGAAAGCUUCACCAAUUUCAAGAAAAACUCAGAACAAUAGAUCGUCACACAACGAGCUGGAGAAACACAGACGUGCCAAACUACGGCUGUACCUUGAGCAGCUGAAGGAGCUGGUUCCUUUGGGUCCGGACAGCACUAGACACACCACACUGAGCCUGCUGAAAAGGGCCAAGAUGCACAUCAAGAAGCUGGAGGAGGCGGACAGAAAGGCUCUGAACACCAAAGAGCAGCUCCAGAGAGAGCACCGCUACCUCAAACGACGUCUGGAACAGCUGGUGAUGCCUGGAGGCGUGGAACGUACCCGAACCGACAGCCUAGGCUCCACCAUCUCCACCGACUCAGAGCAAGAGGUGGACAUUGAAGGCAUGGAGUCCCCCCUGGGCGAGGGUGAGCUUGGCGAGGGCGAGGGGGACAGCGUGGACGAGAGCAUCAGUGACGACGGCCUCCUGGACGGCGAGGAGGAGGAGGACUACAACCUGCAGAGCAGCUCCAGCGACGCCAGCUACACACAGCAUUCCUCCCACAGACUGCAGCCGCACCACUGCUAGGGGCCACCAGGGGGCCCCUGAGGGCCACACCUCCAAUCAGCCCUCUAUGACCCCAGCCCCGCGUAUCCUCCUAUUCCCUUCCUACCCCCCCUAACAUUGCCCCAGCACGCACCACCUCCAGCCCACGCUACGCGGUCAUCAGCCACCCCCCCAGCAAACAGCAGCUGUGGUCUCCCCCUCCCCAAUGUCCCCAUUGGAGCUUAUUCCUUGGAACCAGGAAGUAGACAGUAGACGUUCCUGUCGUGGCUGACUUCCUGACUUUUUCCUGUCCUAACCCCUACACCACACCCUACCUCACCCCUAUCCUAUCACCCCUUAUCCCGCAUAUCUUGCCUAACCUGACCCCCAGACCUCCUCUCACCUCUACCUGUUGUUGUGGCUGCAGGCUCGGAUAUAGCAGAGCAGUUUGUGGUUUUGUUGGGGACCUCUGUGGUGAGGUGGCAGACCGCUUUGACUUGUCAAUGGGAACUCAGCGUGUGUUUAACUGUGUGUGUGUUUGUGUGUGUGUGGCAUAGUUGUGUGCGUGUGUGUCUGUGUGUGCGUGGCAUAGUUGUGUGUGCGUGUGCGUGUGUGUGUGUGUGUGUGCGCGCGUGGUAUAGGAUAGAGCAUUAGCUGGGGACAAACUUCAACUCCGUCAUUUGAAUGAGGCACAAUUUCUGAUGGAGAAAAAAAAAGAACGUUCUAUUGGAAUGUUCUAUUGGAGUGUUCUAUUGGAACAUAUCUCUUGUUAAUCUGCAAACCCCAAUCAAUGUUACCAAAUGUACUGGACAUUAGGGUCAAUAUUUCUAAGGGCAGCACAUUGAUAUCUCUCCCUCUGGCUGAGUUCCUUAACCACUGCUCCACACUACUGAACACGACACUAGAAGUGGGUCUGAAAUGGCACCCUAUUCCCUAUAUGGUGCAAGUGUCUGAAAUGGCACCCUAUUCCCUAUAUGGUGCAAGUGUCUGAAAUGGCACCCUAUUCCCUAAAUAUUCACACACGGUGCAUCCUCAGAAUCGCAAACCAUACUUUACUUUUCAGUAGCAUAUUGAUGUAGCAAUAAAACACGGGAAGAGACUGCUUUCUCAAGCAUUUAAGCGAUUCUGGUGGGUCAAUUUUGUCCCAAAAUGGCAGCAUGAUUGCCCUCUUUUACUAAGUUAUAGAGGACAACUGGGCAUUUUGGAGGGGAAGACAGUGGAUCAGCAAGAUCAAGCUAACCAUUCUUGUUAUUCACUAAUAGAUCCAUUUAUUACCCUGCUGUCAGUCUACUCCUAGCUCCAACAGUUCUAGAUGUGUGUAUGUGUAUGCGUGUGUGUGUAUGUAUGCAGGCGUGCAUGCGUAAGUGUGUGUGUGUGUGUGUAUGUAUGCAGGCGUGCAUGCGUAAGUGUGUGUGUGUGUGUGUAUGUAUGCAGGCGUGCAUGCGUAAGUGUGUGUGUGUAUGUAUGCAGGCGUGCAUGUGUAAGUGUGUGUGUGCACGGUCGGUACACAUUGACAAGUCAAAGCUGUAGAAGUGCAUAAGAAUAAAAAGCCAGCUCUAAUGAUCAGCUCUCUGUAGAGGAAUAGGUAUUGCAUCAAAACUAAUCAUAACAAUGCUUUCAUUUCUCUAACUCAAAGGUAGAUUUGUGUAUUUUCUCUGCUAUAUCUGUUAGCUAGAUACUACUUCUGAAGCUUUGGGGACAUUGUAAAAGACCAAUGUAAUGUAUUCUUAGAAAUGUACAGCACUGUCUCCAAAGCCAUGCACACCAGUAUAAAAUAUUGACGGAAGAGGCAUAUCUUUGGCCUUCGGAACAUUUAACCGUUUAGGCCUGAGUUUCUCUCGUAAUCCUUAGAGCUUGGCAUUCCAGCACUUCAGACUUGGCAGGUCUGACCAAAAAAAGAACUAACAAAAAAAAAUCACAAAAGACUUAGAAAAACGUUGCAAUGAAAAAAAAAAACAGCUAUCGGUCACUGAAAGUGAUACUGUAGUCUAUAUUUUCUAUUCUAUUUUCCUAAAUGUUCUCGUUUAAUGAAAAGACAAAAAAGAAGAGUAUAUCUAUAUAAAUAUAUGACAGGCAGACAGACAGAAGGCCAGGCUAGUUGAAGGUAGAGAGAGUGUAGAACAGGGAAACUAGGAACCUGGUUGCCCCCUUCUCUAGAUCUCUCCCCAAUGUCAUUCUGUGCCUUGGUGAGCCUUGGUGACUGUUGUCGUGUGCCCCCCUAACUCCUCCUCCCUCCAUCCCUACUCAGGUCUUGACCCUGCUACACACUCCCCCAGCUCCACCCCUUGCCCCCCAGCUCCACCCCUUUUCGGAGUAGAUGAACACUUUGUUUUAACCCCUUCCACCCAAGCCAAAUGGUAAAUCUGUCUCCUCCUUGAUUGAAGAAGGGGCACGUGAAGAACUGAUUUUAGCCCCUUUUGCCUCCAUCGAGUACCUCUCAAGGUGCACCCCUGGUGCGGUUGCCAGGUACGCCCUACCCACUUGACGCCUGCCUGCCACGCCGCUUAAAGUCAACACUGGCCAUACUGGUAACUCCCGAUGGCAGCUUCCAUUCACUCGCCCUGGCUGGUCAUUAUUGGGGUUCAAUCAGUCAACCUAAUUGGGGGUUUAAACUGCUUAUUUUGUUGUUGUGGCAGCCAUUUUGUUUUAGCUCUGUUUAUGAAAUGCACUUGUUUUUGAACAUGAAACCAUUGGGUGAGGAGAAGGGGGAGAAAUCCAAUCAAUGAAGGCAGCUCGUGGUGUUCUCCUCCCUCCCUCCUCCCGGUGGCACCUUCCCUACUCUACUCUACUACCAUAGUUUUACCGUGACCCUGGUGGUCAUGGGGCGUCUCGAGACACAGCAAUAUGACCAUCUUGUGCUUUUUAAAGAGGAAGUGGGCGGUUGGUUGGUAGGCAGGCUUGGGUUUUGAAAAAGAAGAAAAAGACAGAUUUGUGCUUCGACUCUGUGGUUCAUUUUGUGACCAACAAUGUUAACAUUUCUGUUGAUGGAUUUGACCUCUGAACUCUCCAUACACUGAAGGAGGGCGAAAAGAAACUGAGAAAGAUAAAGUUCUUGAGUUUACAUUCAUGUCAAGGACCUUUGUACACGACUGUUAGGAGCACAGAUGUACUACUCUUUCAGUUUGCUUUUGAAAUGAACAACUGAGUAAAACUUGUCAAAUGAAAACAAAAUAUUCUCUUGCACAGAACCUCCCAUCAGCUAAUGUGAGGCAAUGAGUAAACGGAAACACACGUGGGCCAGGUAUGAGAUUUCUCAUGUUCAGCGACAUCAUUUUAUAAUGCACAUAGCGCACGUUCAGAAAGAGUGAGUGGUUGGAGGGCAGGUGUAUUAGCAGAGGAGGAUACUAAUUCAGAUACUGAAUGUAGGAGCGAAAGAAGUUGAAAAUACGUUAAGCAGACGUCUUUUUGGUUGAAAAAAGUAUAUUUUGUGUUGAAAAGGACUUUUUUGGUUGAAAAGACGUGGCCUUUUCAAAGUCUUGCGCUCACUGGGUUUCAGGGAAUAAGACUGCUGGAUAGUGGUUAUGGAAUUUAUUUCAAUGAUGUGCCUUGAAAAUAACUUUGUUUUCUUUUAACCAGAGAGAUUGUACUUAACGUCUGACAGAGAUUGUCGAGCAAAUCACUUGGCGACAGGCAUUGAACACUAAAUGUGUUGAUUUGUGAAUAUGAGUUUGGAAACGCCUGGGGAAAGUAUCGGUUGAAAGAUGUGUGCUCGACUCUCAAACCUUUCGCAAUGCAAAAACAACAUUAUUGUAAAAGUAAUCAAUGGUGCUGUCUAACAAACUUCCUUUAAAUGUCAGAGCGGGGGGGGGGGGGGGGUUGACACACUUAUCAAUCAAGAUGUAUUGACUUUUGUCGAAGCCGAGAGGUGGUUGAUCCCUGCUUUAAAAAUCAUCUAGUCUCUGAAAUUUAUCCAAGUGUGUUUGAUUUUUCUUUUCAAAGCACAAAAACACAGCAAAAUGAUGAUUGAGUCUGUCUGCCAGGCUAUUGCUGCCAAGGGAGUCAGCAGGAGGGAGAGAUUGGGGUGAAAUAAGGUUGAGGCUCAGACCAAACAAGUGAAGCCUGUAUAGAGGCAAGGGGAAAGUCAACAGACGGACAUACACUCAGACCUGGGUUCACAUAGUAUUGUGAAAUCUCUGAAAACACUUUAGCUGUGCUUGAUUGUGGCUGUCUGCCUGUUUUUAAUAGAAUGGGCCCAAAAGAGCAAAUCCCACCCAUUUGGCUGGCAGGCAGACUUAACAAGCAAAGUAUUUGAAAUCUUCCUAUUUGAGCUCAGGUCUGACAGUUACUUUCAGAGACAAUUAGAACCCAUUCCUGUCCUCUGUCCUCUCCAAGUGCAGCGCUAUGAACAAACAAUCGAAUAAUGCCGUAACGAAAACCCGAUUCCUGCCAAAUAACUAGUCACUUUGAUUUCCUUUCCACCCCCUUGCGAACAGUCAUCAGACACCUAUGGAAUCCCAUCUUAAAUCAGCUUUAAUAGCAACAUGAAAUGUAGAUUUUAGUCCCAAGUGUGUCAUUGUUUCUCAUCUUAAACCCUCUAACCCGUUACUGUCCUUUCUGUUUCUGUCUGUGUGACAUUGCUAGAGCACCGUCUGAAGAUAGGAAUGAUUUCUUUCCUCUUUUAUGUUAUGAGUUCUGCGAUCGUUCUCUUGUUGUCGUCUUGUUGUCGAGUUGGCAUGAGAGAACUCUUAGUCCCGAGGGUGUUGUGUGUCUCGUUGAUAGACAGUUUAGGGGCCUCGGAACUUUGGCCAGAGGGGAGGCUGGUUGAGAUUAGGUUCAGAGGGAGGGAGAGGAUGAAGGGGGCUGAGGGAGCUUGGCAUCGUAGUCAGGCAAAACACUGAGUAGGGAGAGUUCUGUGCCAGAGACCUGUGAAUAUGUUCCUUUAAUAGCAGAUGUUGUAAUAUGCUUUCAAAAGAUGUGCUAUAUUAUAUAAAUUCCUAUGUAUGGAUACAUGAGUUUACCUGGUGCUGGAUAACAUUUUGGCACACACUUGAAGGUAUUACAGUGUAUUCUUUAAUUGUAAUAUAAUUAAAAAAAUGUUUUUUACACAA
This is a messenger RNA of Oncorhynchus masou masou (cherry salmon), 5853 nucleotides long. RefSeq names its product MAX dimerization protein 4 (gene mxd4). The transcript has 6 exons. Gene Ontology annotation, molecular function: DNA-binding transcription factor activity, RNA polymerase II-specific; RNA polymerase II cis-regulatory region sequence-specific DNA binding; protein dimerization activity. Lineage: Eukaryota; Metazoa; Chordata; Actinopteri; Salmoniformes; Salmonidae. The coding region runs from base 176 to 847 and encodes 223 amino acids. Gene Ontology annotation, biological process: regulation of transcription by RNA polymerase II. The record is from RefSeq and is a predicted model, not a curated record.